Messenger RNA from Cynoglossus semilaevis (tongue sole), 1251 nucleotides. It is a transcript of the gene hoxb5a, whose product is annotated as homeobox B5a. Gene Ontology annotation, biological process: anterior/posterior pattern specification; regulation of transcription by RNA polymerase II. Bases 191 to 1165 code for a protein of 324 amino acids. Gene Ontology annotation, cellular component: nucleus. Lineage: Eukaryota; Metazoa; Chordata; Actinopteri; Pleuronectiformes; Cynoglossidae. The record is from RefSeq and is a predicted model, not a curated record. The transcript is spliced from 2 exons. Gene Ontology annotation, molecular function: RNA polymerase II cis-regulatory region sequence-specific DNA binding; DNA-binding transcription factor activity, RNA polymerase II-specific.
CACACCACCCCACCCCCAUAUUUGGACGGCGCAUACAUAGCUAAAAACGAAGUACAGUGCAACGCCAUAAUUCACUAAUACAUCAUAAAUCGUUGAAAGUACCCGCGUUAUAACGACCGAGAGAAAUCCAACAAAUCAAGCGCCCCGUGGUACUUAACUGUUAAGGCUGCAACUCUCUAAAACAACCUAAAUGAGCUCUUACUUUGUAAACUCCUUCUCGGGGCGCUACCCAAAUGGCCCCGACUAUCAACUGCUAAAUUAUGGAGCCAGCGGCGGCGGCGGCGGCGGCGCGAUGAACGGCGGGACGUACAGGGACUCUUCCUCCGCCACCAUGCACCAUGCGUCGGGCUCGUAUGGCUACAGCUACAAUGGCAUGGACCUGACCGUCGCCAACCGAGGAGGCGGCGGCGGCGGUGGCGGCGGCGGCGGAGGAGGAGGAGGAGGACUGUUCGGUGGCGGCUCAGUCGUCGGGGACUCCAGGGGCUUCGGCUCGCCGACCUCGGAGAGAAGCUUCCGGCAGCCGUCCAGCUGCUCUCUCGUCUCUGCUGCAGAUUCCCUCCUGUCAUCCAGCAAUGGAGACACUAAGCUGGGCGCUCAGAGCUCUUCCCCUCGCACCGAGCGACCAGGAAGCGGUAAUCUCGGCUCCCCUGGUGCCGCCGGUGGUGGUGGGGGAGGCGGCGGCGGUGGCGGCGGCACGGCGCAGUGCUUCACGGAGCUGGACGACACGUCUCCAGACAACGACCAGUUGCACCACAGCCGGGACGCCGGCCACGGCGGCAGCGCGCCCUCCAGGAACGCACACCCGCAUCCCGUGCAGAAGCAGCAGGAGGGGGUGACCGCGGGGACGCCCGGCGGCGCCACCCCCGGGGCCUGUGUGUGUUUGUGUGUGUGUGUGUGUGUUCGCCCCACGCCUCCAGACAUGGCGGGCCCGGACGGUAAACGCGCACGGACGGCGUACACCCGCUACCAGACCCUGGAGCUGGAGAAGGAGUUCCACUUCAACCGGUACCUGACGCGGCGGCGGCGCAUCGAGAUCGCGCACGCCCUGUGUCUGACCGAGCGGCAGAUCAAGAUCUGGUUCCAGAACCGCAGGAUGAAGUGGAAGAAGGACAACAAACUGAAGAGCAUGAACCUGGCCUCGGCCGGCAGCGCCUUCCAGCCUUAGAGGGAAGGAAACAAACAAAAUGUCCCCAGAAAAUACUCCAAAAUCCGUCCAAGAAAACUGCCUCCACAAAAAACUAAAAAAAAAAA